CGCUGAGCGCUGCAGAUGUGUCGCAGAUUUAAAAAGUCUCUGUGCUCAUCUAGUACAAGGAAAUGGAGCAGUGCAAAACAUUAAAUACUGAAUUGUAAACAAGGCAGCGGAAGAGCGGGAACUUGUGCAGCCAUUCUAACAGUGCAUGGGAUUUGCAUUUUAAUAGUUACUUUAACGACAAGAAGGAAACGCACAAAGAUACAUUGACAGCUACUUUAUUAUUUUAGCUUAACUUAACUGAUGGAACUGUCCGCAAUUGGUGAGCAAGUGUUCGCUGUGGAGUCGAUCAUAAAGAAAAGAGUUAGAAAGGGUCAUGUCGAGUAUUUAUUGAAGUGGAAGGGGUGGCCUCCCAAGUACAGCACAUGGGAGCCAGAGGAGCACAUUCUAGACCCUCGACUGGUUUUAACGUAUGAGGAAAAAGAAGAGAGAGAAAGGUCAGUGAGGUGGCGUAAAAGAGGCCCAAAACCGAAAAGACUCUUCAUGCAGAGGAGCAUUUACGCAAUGGAUCUGCGCAGCGCACACAAAGAUACAGAGAAGUCUUCAGCACAUCUGCCGCUCUCACUUGACCCAAGGUUCCAGUCCACAGGGGCUUGUAUAUAUCAACGAUUAACCCACCACAAGAAAAAGAAGAAAACAUCCAGAGAGACUUCUGAGGAAGAAUGGGAUAGAAGAGAAGAAGAAGAUGAUGAUGAGGGGGUUAUGGAGGAGGAGGAGGAAGAAGAAGAGGACACAAGACGAGGAGAAACUAAAACUGGCAGCAACACUUUAAACAAGCAUGUCAGGAGAGGACACUGGAGUCCAACCACUGAAUCAGAGGCAAUGACUAUAUCUCCUUUACCUGAAGACUGGAGUCCAGUUAUGGGCCCAGAGGAGGUCAUUGUGACAGAUAUCACCAUCAACUCACUGACUGUGACUUUUAGAGAGGCCUUGGUAGCAAGGGGGUUCUUCAGGAGCUGGGAGAUGGAGAUCUAACAUUACAGAGACUGAGGGGGGUCAGAACGAGAAUUGGUACAUCCCUUGUUUUGCAUUGUUGAUUAUGUGCUUGCACAACUUCCGCCAGUGUUUCAGACUACAUUUAUUUGCACUAUUAGUUCUAAAUUAGUUCAAACUUCAGCGAUUACAAUCAAUCAAAGUAACAGUCCAUUUAAUGACAGUACCGAUAGUAUGAUGCAAUUGUAAACUUGUAUUGACCAUGAAACAAAUCAAGCCAGUUCUCUGAUACUGGAUUGCAGUGAAGUUUACAGAUUUAACUAAAUGGGAUAAACUUCAUUUGGUCUAGUCAUGUAUUUGCAUGAAAUACAUAAUGGUAGUUCAGAGUAAGUCGCACAAUUAAGUAUUCCUAAAAGCAAAGUUGUCACAUACAUAUUCACAUUACGUGGAUGUAUGUGUAUAUAUAUAUAUAUAUAUAUAUAUACUGUAUACUUGGUAAACAUAUUCUAAUCUUGACCUUCAGUUUAAAUUGCACACCACCUCAUGCAGUAAAUUAGAAUUAGUGGCCUCCUGAUACUUAAAGUAUGUGAAAUACAAAAUACAGCGUUUCAACACCGUGUGCCGUCCUUGACACUUCAUAAACAAAAUAUUAUGGUGUGGAAAAAAAAAACUGCACUCCUCAUCAUCGCACAAUUAUGCUCUAACUUUGAGCGUAAUUAUGUGCAUGAAAUAAAGUUGCAUUUUAUUUUUUCCCAACACUUGCUUGCUAAUAUCUCAUCUAUUUGCAGUGUUUGUGCAAUUUUUUUGUCCUGACAAGUAUGCGCCAUCUUGCACAGUAAUCUACCAUGUUAGAUUUAACUUGACUACUGUUUAUAUUUGGUGUUAUUUUAGUCCAAGAUGAAAACUGAGACCUGAAGACCAAAAAAAAAUAUUGAUGAUUUCUAUAUUGAGGCGAAUGUAUAUUUAGCCUCUAGGAAUGUCCAUCUCUGGGGGCUCAACUGUUUAAUAUCUGACAUCAUGUGACCUGUAUAUAUUUGAUAGACUAUGUCUGUGCCAAAUGUCUGUGGUUGCUUUUGCUAUUAAGAGUAUUUGCACUUUAAAAUAGAAAACUUGGUAUUAUGAUGCCAUAAAUAAAACCUUGGUGUAACUGUAUCAUUAUCCAUUACUUUUUUUUAUAUUUAAUCAGCAAUGUGUGGAUUAACUUUGUCUCAAACCACCUUAGGUUGACAUUGUUCCAGCUCCACAUCUACAAUGUAAGAAUUAUACCACACCAGAAGCCAAAUAUUUUUGAAUGGUACAAACAUAUUUUAAUGUACAAUUAAAUAAUUGGCAAAAAAUCUGACCACCAUAACUUAACUUAAAAAAACAAAAAAAAGAACAGACAACCAACCAAACAAACAGUAAAACGACUGAACUCAGAGCAACAGUUUUUGCUCCUCUCAGCAAGUACAAAACUAGGAACCGUAAAACUGUAUGGUUGGUUUUCCAGUCCGUUUAAAAAGAAAAAAAAAAGUAAUUUACAGUUCAAAGCAAAUUGCCAUGGUUUGUACAGUGAAUCAUAAUCUAUAUACCUCUAUAUGCACCCAUAAGACAUUUCCUUAAAAUGCCAUGAUAUUACUCAUUAUUCCCAAAGCGGGACGUAUAUGGUAUGACAGCAGUGUCAUGUGGCAUCAAUUCAUCUUUGAAAAAGUGUAAUUCAAUAUCAACUCUUGAAUCAGCUUCAAGUUGUUUAUUCGCAAAAAUAAAAUUAAAUAUCUA
This is a messenger RNA of Sinocyclocheilus rhinocerous, 2688 nucleotides long. Its product is annotated as chromobox protein homolog 7-like. Gene Ontology annotation, biological process: negative regulation of transcription by RNA polymerase II. Gene Ontology annotation, cellular component: PRC1 complex. The transcript is spliced from 6 exons. The record is from RefSeq and is a predicted model, not a curated record. Bases 241 to 972 code for a protein of 243 amino acids. NCBI's taxonomy places the organism in Eukaryota, Metazoa, Chordata, Actinopteri, Cypriniformes, Cyprinidae.